Messenger RNA from Porites lobata, 7657 nucleotides. Lineage: Eukaryota; Metazoa; Cnidaria; Anthozoa; Scleractinia; Poritidae. The record is from the annotation of a GenBank genome assembly.
CAAGCUGUUCCUACAUAUGGCGGUGACUUUUCGUUCAGUUGGACUCAAAGUUACUUAAAUUUUUGCCUUUAAUUUACGUCAAUAGUGGAGAACUUCACUACAAGUUUUAUAGUAGGCUGAAGACUUUGUAACGUAGUAACUUUCUGGGAUGGAUGCCCGUGGAGAUUCCGCCGUAAAUUCAUUACCGUCGGUUUCAAACUCGUCUGUUGAAUCUGUUAAUCCAAAUGCUAAUGUGGAUGAGUUGGAUCCGUUAAUUCUUGGAGCCUCGGAAGAAGUUAACACUUCUUCUGUCUGUAACGACGACGGAAACAAUAUCCACUCUUCGAAGAACGAUGUUCGCGACGAAACUUUUAUUUCGGAAGUACUAGGUCUUCAGAGGAAAUCUCCUUUAAAUUCACCUUAUACUUACAACGAGCAGUCAAAGAUAGCAAACGAGAUAAGCAUAAGUGAUGUGGGAAGUCGUUUGAAGGCAGGGGUCGAGGUUCUUACGAACUCCAGGGAUAUCAGCGAUAAAAUGAACGAAAAUGUGAGAAACCAUAACUUGCUGGAUACAGAAACUUCGGGCGUUACGACUACCGUGGUUUCAGAGGGGCUUUCAUUGGAGAACACUCGAGGGAUUGUUGUCGUUGAACAAGUCGCUCUGGAUCAGAUUAACGAGUUGAUCGCAAGCACUACGCAGUUACAAGAAUACAGCUCUAGUAAUGGCGUUUUAGAUGAAGACCAGACUCACAGAGGAGAAUUCUCGAGUGAAAGCCAAUCAGAGACAUGUAGUUCGUCAUCAAAUGAAAAUAAAGGCUUAAGAACGAGAAAACCGCCACAAGAUAAGCUUACGGAAUCUACCGAUACUUUGGAGGGAGAAUCAGCCGAAUUGUAUUUGAAGAGAUUCGAAGACCUUGACACUAAACAAAUUGCCGAAACUCUCGCUAAUGAACUCAAGAAGUAUUCAAUACCACAAGCUGUUUUUGCACGAAAAGUUUUAAAUCGUUCUCAAGGGACACUAAGUGACAUUUUGAAGAAGCCAAAACCUUGGAACGAGUUGAGAGGUGGCAGGGAAAUAUAUCGUAAAAUGAAGGAGUGGUUAGAUCUGCCAGAAGUAAAGAGGAUCCCACAAUUGAGGGCAGAAGGUUAGUGACGCUUUGGUGUGAAAAAUUGUUUAGCUCCCGGUGGUUACUUGGGUUAAUUGCAGCUGGGUAUGUGCCGCUGGCCUCUCAGAACCCAUACCCCCCCAAGAAAAAAGUUAUUUUUGCAAUCCCAUCUUAGUCACUUUCUGCUUAUGCAACUACCUCAUAAAGCCUUUGAACUAGAACAUCCUAAAAUGAACUGCCACAUUUUUGGUAACUUAAUGUGGUCUAAAUCUUUCUAUUUUUAAAUCCCUAAAUCCUGUCCCUGAAUUUUCUGCCCCCAAAAAUCUGAAAAUGCACUAUCCCAUUCUAGUAACUCUCACAAGAAUGUAACACCAUAAUAGUCAAUCCAAUUGUGAAAAUGCGACCCCAUCCAGCAGCACAUGCUCAUUAGCCCACUUCUAGGAAUUACCCUCCCCCAGGGAUUUUCCUUUCUUUCAGCACCAUUUUGACCAAACUGUUUUGUUUACACCUGUGUUGCUUAUUGUGGCACAUUUUCAUAAUGCUCUUUUGUUGACUGACUGUAAGCUUAAGGUGGCUUGAUAGGGUUUUUCAGGGUCAAUACAUCGCACAUUUGAGCUUAAAGAACAUGGCCAUUAAUACCAUUGAUACCACCACAGCUGUAUCAGGUAAAGAUGAAAAUUUGUUGUGAUCAAGGUUGCAAUGACAUCGGAGUUGUCAUAGCAACAAAAUGAUGCCUAGUUAUUUCUUUUAUUUGCAACUGUAUUUCUUGGCACUGGAAAAUGUUCUUCGAAAAUUGUUCACGGAAACUUUUUCUAUUGUAACCCUGAUCAUAGCAAAUUUUCAUCUUUACCUAAUACAGCUGUGGUGGCAAUUUUUCCAAAUCUCUGUUAAUGGUGACGUAGUUUAUGCUCAAACAUGGGAGGUAUUGACCCUAAAAAACCCUGUCAAGCCCCCCGGGGGGUGGGGUACUUUAGGAAUUUCUGGGUGGGGAUGUGCCGCUGUGACCCUGGAACCCUUAACCUAUACCAGAGCUAGUUGAGCUGAAUUUUGCUACCCUAUACUAGAGUAAACUCCCCAAAUCCCCCCUAUCCUAGAGUAGCUGUUUCCCUAGUCUAGGUAAAAUCUUCAACCAACUGAUCAGUUUCCUAAAAAAUGAUACCCUAUUCUAGACCCAAACACUCUGAUUUAUAUACCCUAUCCUAGAGUAAACUGCUUGAAAACCAUACCCUUCACAGCGGCACAUACCUAUAUAGCCCAUAUAUGGCAGUGCCCCCCCCCCCCCCGGGGUCGAGCCACCUUAAUGGUUAAUGCUCCUUUAUUAACCCAUUCGCUCCUGGAGAUUUUGCCGGAAAACACGUUUUGAAGCUAGUCGAGUGGUUUUCUGGUCACUGUCAUUCUAUAAAGAGCUAAAACUUACCACAAACCGGUUUACAGGUCGUACACUUCGCGGCCUUCUGAUCCAGAUGCAAAAUAUCAGCUUGCGAAGUUGGGGCAUGCGCAGAAAGCAAAAUGUCGAGAUAGUUUUUGGGUUUAAAAGUGACACAGCAGUCUUGACUUUUACUCUUCGCUUUCUCUCCUCCCUUCUUUUUUUGCUUUUCUUGCCUCAUUUUUUUUUCUCUUGCUGGGCAUUUAGUAGGCUUUAUUUUGGUGGGAAGAGUUUUCAGGAAAGCUUUUAGGAUCUUAGGAUUAGGUGAAAGGAAAGGUAGGUGGGUAAUGGAACAAGAUUUUCAUGGAGAUUUUCAGGUCAAUGUCACGUGGUUUUUUGCUUCUUUCUCCGGUGUCCUUGACUGAAUUGUGCUCAUUCUGGUAUGGUUUGAAAGAUCUCUUCACUCUGCACAAUUUAGCGAAGAAAGUUGUCCUUGACCGUUAAAACUGAUGACGUCACAAAGGGUAGAAAGGACCUGGAUCUGCACGGGUGGUUACGGGCGGUUCAGGGGCGAAUGGGUUAAUGUUGGGCAAUUUCAUUUGCUAAGAAAUGUUUUUUUUUUCCAAGAGGACAAUGACAUGAGACUUCCUAAUUGAUAGACAGCACUAACCUUUCACAUGUGAAGACAUCCUGUUUUCGCGCAAAAGCUCAGUUUCUUUUUUUUAACGGUGGUUAUGUAAUAAAAUGUUUCAUUGCUGGUUUUCAUUGUCACACCCUCCAAAAAUAAAAAUUGAAACUCUUCCACAGAUAAAGUCAAUAAUCCAGGAGAUGGAAAAAGAUACAGUCAAACCAGGUCAAGCGUUCCCGUCGCUAACAAACUAAUGAAUUCAUUAAUGGAAAAAUGAUUUCGUUUGUUGAUUCAAUAAUCCAUUCACAAAAUGAAUAAUCCAACGGUCAAAUUGUACCUCGAUUCAAUAAUCAAAUGUUGAUUUGGUUUAUGAACACAUUUUGCUUCCCUUUUUGUUUUCAUUGCCUUUAAUCAAAAUAACAGCUAGAAGAUGGAAAAAGAUAAAGAAACUGACAGUCUUGAUCGAAAAAAUCACCGCACAUACACUGACCUCAGUUUAACGUGUUUUUUCCUUUGUAAGAUAUGGCAGCAAAAAGAAAAUGUUCUUCUGAGAAAAAAAAAGAUGUCAUGUGGAAAGUGUAAAAAAAUCAGCUCAGCAUUGAUUAUGGGGGUUUGGAUUGUUAUUUUUGAAUGGAUUAGGGAAUCACAUCUGAACUGGUGGUACCUGUAAAUAGCACAGUCUUGCCAAAAAUGUUUUCUUUUUGCCUGUUCAGGGCUCAAAAUGAAAAAAUUUCCUCAGGUCACUCCUUUGGAUUAGGGCACAUCUGACUGGUGGACCAACUGUUCAGGGCUCAAAAUUAAAAAAAUCCUCAGGUCACCCUUUGGUGACCAACUGGAGAAAUAUAGUUGCCAGAUGCAAAUUUUUAGGCACCAGUUUGUAUAUGCAGCCCAUCUGAUAGGGUGCGAUCAAAAAUCAGAAAUUGUGCGAUAUUUUCAGGGUAGAUUGUGUGAUCAGAAAGGAUUAUAAUGCGAUAAAUUAUGUGAUUUUUUCAGGGCUAAUUAACAUUGUUUUUCCAGGUUUCAAAGGAGAAAAAUCACUUUAAUGUUGUUUAACAGGCAAUUUGAAUGUAAAAGAAUAAUAAAACAUCUAUUUUAAAACCAAUUAGUUAAAUUUGUCCAAUUAUGUUGACCCAGAAAAGAAAACAAAUAGAAAGAAAGAAAAAGGACACUUGUUUAAUAUUACGUGACGCCAUUCCACGGCUGACCACACUGCUUGUCUCUGAAAUCAAAAUGGCUGCCAAGAUACAGCGAUCGAAGGUUUCAGAUGUCUUGCAAGGCAUUCUUUAGUGGUAAAUCACCUUAAAUAACAUUAAGAUUGGGAAAUUGUUUGAUUUAAGUUAGAAUUUAUUGUUUACUUUACUUGAAUUUAACAUUUUUUUUACGAAUUAUGCGAUUUUCCUCAAAUUGUGCGAUCCAAUGCAAUUUAAGGUCAAUUGUGCGAAAUCGCACCAUUGCAUAAUAUCAGAUGGCCUGAUAAUGUAAAUGACGCAGCUCACAGCAUCAGGGCUUCUGAUACGUAAUGAGGUUGUGGAGAUGCGAAAUUCAGGUAACCCCGUGAAAUUCACAAAAACAUGCGAAUUACUGCGGAAUUCACGAGAAAUCUUAUUAAAUAAAAGUCGAUACAACAUAUUUGAAACUUAUCACGGCUAUUGGGGCUGUUUAAUUGCUGUAAACUUGCAAAUUUAUGUUGAAACUUCAUCACCACAAUGAGUGAACGUCCCAAAACUACCAGGUGUAAAUUAUGUUGCCAAAAACUGGGUGCUAGUCUUGAUGUUAAAAUUUUUGCCAUUGGCUCAUUUCUCAAAUGCUUUGUUGUUAGAAUAGCAAAAUUAUUAUCUCUGUUAAAAAGCAUUAACCACACUUGUCAAUUCAGCGCAACAUCGAUCGAUUUCUAGUGAAAUUUGCCCAGAAAGUUCCCAUAACAUCUGCCACUUUUUACCGAUUGUUUUUCAGAGAAGUUAGCUCCAUGAAUCUGUCUGUGAAAAUCUCGCAAAAUUUGACUUUUUUUCCGCAUCCUAUCAGAAGCCCUGUAGUACAGCGCAAUCCAUCAGAUUUGAUUGUUUGAAAUUAUCGCGGACAAAUAAGUCGGUAUAAAUGUGGAGGUAACCUGGCUUUGUUUAUGCAGUUUGGCACAUUUUUUAUGACGAAAGCAAAGCAAGAUAAGAUGAAAUGUUUGUUUUAACUUCACUUUUUGAAAAAUUAUUUAAAUCUAAACCAUAGAGAAAUCUGGUCACCAAAGUGGCAACUAAACCAGAAUUUUUAGUUACCAAGGAGAAAAUGUUAGUCGCAUUGGUGACCAUAUCAGUCACAAUUUCAAGCCCUGCUGUUUCAGUCACACUAAGUCACACAUUUGAUGUGAACCAAAGAUCAUCAAAGCUAACUUUUUGUCCUUUAAGGAGCAUGGGACAAUGAAAAACAUUUAAGCCACCAGUAGGUUUGGAACUUUCACUUAACAAUGUCAGUAAAAUGAUUUUUCUCUUUCUUUAUACCAGAGAAACUGCAUCUUUUUUAAGUACAUGCAAAAAACAGCAUGGUAAAUUCUUUUACUCAUCUACUCUGAUUAAUGCUGAUUAUGUUCUUUCAGCUGCCUUGGAACUUGAUGCUAAAGCUAGAAAAGAACAUGCUGAAGAUCCACCAAGCAAGAGGGCAAGACUUUACUUUACAGACUCCCAGAAGAGAGCCUUGUUUGCUAUUUUCAAAGAAACCAAGAAACCUUCAAGAGAAAUGCAGAACGCUCUUGCAGAGGAACUGGGACUUGAAAGGGGCACUGUUGCAAACUUUUUUAUGAAUGCCAGAAGACGGCAUCCAGAGCUCUGAGAGUCAAGGUACACAUUUACGUUUUAAAUGAAAUCAGUAUAGUUGACAAUCGCCUUAAUGUUAAACCUGCUUUUCAGAGAAGAAACGAAUUCUAACUUAGACCGCAGUUUAGGAAAUCAGAUCUCCAGAUCUCUUCCUUAGUGCGUAUUUUUAAGAAAAAAAAUGUUUUUCUUGUCUACGCCAUAUGCUUUUAUGAAACUGUUCGCGCUAAAUGGUGUUUACAUAAAGCGGUUUGGUAAACUUAAAGUGUCUUAGAACACAGCUUUGUUAAACACUGGCUAAACUCCAUUAUUUUGAACAACCGGCCCAGUGUUUCCCAACGUAAAGCUUAUUUCCUUAUAAUGACAAUUAUUUACAUGUAUGUUAUGGUUGCUCAUGUAAGGUACAGGCCCUCUGUUUGUCUCAUCGAGUCUGCCCCGGAUUUAGACAAUGUAAUGUAAUUGUGUUAUUAUCCAACUGCUUCAUCAUGUAUGCAAUGUUUGAGUCAUUGUUGUGUUAGAUAUUUUAUUGGUUACCUUAGGCCCAAGACCAAUUUAACAUCAUCCAGCAUGUUAGCUGAUGCUGGGUACAAUGUCAUUUGCUGUAUAAUACUGGAGGGUGGUUAGAGCACUGGACAUGCAGUCCAAAGGCCCUGAGUUUGAAGGGGCUAUAUACAUGUACAUGUGUAUGUCACAAAAUUUGCUCUCUUUUUUUUGAAGGUAAAACUUUUUCUCAUCAGUUGAAUUCCAAAAUUAAUGGUCCAGUUUCAGUUAGGCAUUAAAACUGUGGCAAGGAUAGAGAUGGAUUAAAAGUCGGACGAGUUGGGCCAACUUUUAAAAUCUUAAUGCUAUGCCUGCUAAAAAUCACCAAAAAAUCUACAGUAGAAUUUUGUGUAUGGUUAAAGGCACUAAGUGAUUAAGCACAGAACUGACCAACAUGUAAAACACCAAUAUCCUUGUGACAUACAUUGUAGCCCCUUAAAGUUCUGCCCUGAAUACUUGUAGGAUAUGAGCACAGUAAUCCCAAGUUCAUAUCUUAGCCAUGCCUGUAAACUGCCACUUGCAAAUUACAUCUUCCAAUUUUUCAAAUUCCAGCCAGUUACCAUGAAAUGAAAACCGAGUUUGCACUGAAUCUCACCAAAUUACCUUUACUUUUUUUAAAAUUUAAUGGUUGGGGAUUUUAACUAGACCAGUUAAAAUGCUAGAGUAAAUUGCCAUUAAAGUCAGAUGAAAACGACAUAGGUGUUUGAUAAUACUAUGCAAGUCCUAGCUUUAAUAAGUAUUUUCUUUUUUCUUUCGAUUCAGACUGUAUCUUUUGUCUUGUUGAAGUUCUGUCGGUUGUUCAAGUAUCAAACAUCAGAGACAAGGAUGGGAGAGUUAAGCAUCUGGCAGUAUGGCUCCUGGCUUUGGGCUUGUAUCAAUAUGGUUAUUAUUGGUGUUGUUUCUUUACAGAGCUGUACUGACAUAGCAGACCAGGUUUUAAGCUUUUUGGUGUUGCUAUAAUUAUUAUCAAUACCUUUACUGACUAUCAAAGCCACAUAGAAUGGAAAGUGCAAGUUAUAAGAACUUUAGAAAACUAUCCAGUGGUGAUUGUGAGAGAGGAUAAGGGAUGAGCUUUUCAAUUCACAUGUAGUUCUUAACAAUUUCCAUUUGGAUGUAAUCUUGUACCCAGAUCUCUUGUUGACAAAGCCUUGUUGACAGAAGAUCUGGGUACUAGAUUAGUUAAAAUGGUCCUCCAUUUUUUGCACUAUCUUUGGUCUUUGCAUGAUUUUCAUGCCCAGUG